AUGUCCCCAGCUGGUAUCGCGAUCGACGACACCAUAAUCGAACGCUACAAGCUUCAGACAGAGUUCUCACCAGGUAGGAGCUCCGUAGUCCACACUACGGUUAUAUACAAGAGCUCCCCGGUGUCCGGUGCGCUCCGAGCUGUAGAAGUAAAGAAGCCGUGGCGCGAGACAAGAGAGCUGGGCUCUGGGGGCUACGGUGUUGUAUCCCUACAACUGAGUGCCGAUGGCCAGUGUAGGGCCGUAAAAAGAAUUCAUAGAGUGAGCGGGGUGAGCUCUAAGGCGGAGCUCAUGGCCCUGAGCAUGGCACUCGAUCAUACAGACUUAUUUGUUCAAUUUCUUGGAUGGUUUGAGGAUAGGCACAACUUAUACAUUGCGACGGAGUUCAUCAUGUACGGCGAUUUGAGCCAGUACAUCAAAGAUCCGGCAAUGAAACAUAAUGCCCGAUAUAUCACGAUGCAGCUGCUGGAAGGUGUUCGUAAUCUGCAUAUGAACAAUAUAUGCCAUAGGGACCUCAAACCCCAGAAUAUCUUGAUGGCUUCAGUGAUUCCAGUGCGGGUAAAGAUAGCAGACUUCGGGUGUUCAAAGUUCCACAAGGAAACAGAGCUGCGGACGAAGGUUGGAACACAAUGUUAUAUGGCGCCAGAACUUCAGGGCUUAGGGAAAGCGCGGAAGAAAUACACAAACGCCAUCGAUAUGUGGGCUUUAGGAUGCAUCAUUUAUGAGAUGUUGACAUCCACGCCUAUCUUCUCCCAAAUUUCGACAUCUAUGGAGGAUACAACUCCGAUCACAACGAUCUCGGGUAUCAUCGUCGAUGAGAAACUGAUGGAGACGAAUGAGCCUAUCUUUGACUUUAAGCUCUUAUGGAUGUUUUUUCUAGGAGAUGUUGCAUUUCAUAUCAAACAACUUCAACAGGCACAAGCGAGCAGCAAGGCAAUGGAUCUUAUUAUGUCACUUUUGCGUGUAAUCCCCGAAGAACGUCUUACAGCAGCAAGUGCUCUACAAGAUCCUUGGAUAAUUGAAGAAAAUGGGACAAUUCCCGAUUUGACCAUACUCGCCUCUCAUACCGAAGAAGCCCUAUCACAGGUACUUCUACCGGCUUGUGAGAUUUCACAAACCAAAACGGAGAACGAGCAUGUUCCACAUCGCCAUAUGGAGAAUUCCGGUGUAAAUGACUUGAUCGGGGCCGCACUUGAUGGUGAUGUCAGGACACUUUCUAGGCUUUUGGCUCUCGGUUCAGAUAUAGAACAAAGAAAUGAUUCCGGCGAGACUGCAUUAUUAGCUGCGGUGCGUGCUGGGAAGCUGUCGAGCGUUGAGAUUCUCAUGUACCACGGUGCCAACCCGAAGGUGAAUCUAGAGGAUGGGAAAACUGUUCUGCAACUUGCCAUAGAGGAGGGAAACAUUCAUAUGGUUACGCUCCUACUGGACCAUGGUGUUUGUAUGGAGGAGGGUAAUAAGGACAGAUCCACCGCUCUGAUAAUUGCCGCAAGAAAGAGGGAUAUAGGAAUGGUAACGCUACUAUUAGGCCGAGGAGCAAAUCUUGAGGCCAGACAGAAGGAUGGGGAAACUGCUCUGUUGGUUGCAGCACGAGAGGGGGAUAAAAGAAUGACUGAAUUACUUUUGGACCGAGGGGCGUUUCUAGAAGUGAGAUCGAAUGAUGGGAGUACCGCCCUUAUUCUAGCAGCGUCAAGCGGAGGUGUUGAGACGGUCAAAGUGCUGUUAGAUCGUGGAGCACAUAUAAACGCUCAGCAAGAACAGGGCGUGUCUCCCUUGCAUUGUGCUAUACAGUGUAAUGAUAUUGCUACUGUCGAUCUCUUAGUGAGCCGCGGUGCGGAUUUAGAGGCACAGACAGCAGAGAACGAAACCCCGCUACAUAGAGCCUCAGAGGCGGGACAAGUUGAUAUCAUGGAAUCUCUACUUAGGGCUGGUGCAAACCCAGAAGUAGUCCUAAGAAAACGGCUGACCUGUCUAGGGAUUGCCGUCGAUAGCAAUCAGGCAGCUGCAGUUAUGCUCCUGCUGAAGCAGGGGGCGAAAAUGGAGGACGAGCGACGUGGGGUCAUAAAGCCACUUUUGAAGGCUGCUAGUCGUGGAUACCUAGAGAUCCUUAUGACGCUUCUAGCAUAUGGUGCAGACCUCGAACAGGUCAACAUCGGAGGUGCAAAUACUCUCCAUAUCGCUGCUGCUCAUGGCUGGAGUGAAAUUGUUGAUGUUCUUCUGUCGCUUGGAGUGAAUAUCGAAUCGAGAACCACGCAAGGUGCAAGUGCACUCCAUCUUGCCGCCAUGAGUGGCCAAACUGAAAUCGUCUCUAGACUUGUGGGGUGUGGGGCAGCUUUGGAACCUAUGCUAGGCAGGCAGGGCACUGCCCUGGCUCUUUCAUCAUUAAAUGGACAUGUUGAGACGGCGGAACUCCUAUUGAGUUUAGGAGCAGACCCCCACUCCCUGAGCAGGGAUGGUAAAGCUAUUCUCCACCUCGCCGCACGAAAAGGGUAUACAGCCAUUGUCGAACUACUGCUUGACGGAGGAGCAAUGAUCGAUGCAAGAACGAAGGACGGCGAAACCCCCCUGGCGCUUGCAAGCUAUCAUGGCUAUCCUGAAACAGUUUCGCUGUUGAUACGACGAGGCGCUUCAGUCGAUAUAAGGAUAUACGAACAGAGCACUCCUCUUAUACUUGCGGCGAGAUUUGGCCACCCCGAGGUAGUUUCAAUCCUUCUGGCGCACGGAGCUGAGAUCAAUGCUCGUGAGAGGUGUGGUGGUAGCGCUGUUCUCAUCGCUGCGCUUGAAGGACACCUCGAUGUCGUUCGUAUUCUACUCGAUCAUGGCGGAGCUGAGCUAGAGUUCGAGUUCGAGUACGAGUAUGGCCUGCUCAGGCUUAAUAAGACAGCUUUCCUGGGAGCAGCAGCCAAGGGGCAUGUAGAGAUUAUGGCACUACUAUCUGAUCGAGGCGCGAAUACCAUGUUCCAGGACAAACAAGGCUCAAAUGCCCUGGUACUUGCAGAACGGAACGGAAACACUGGCGCGGUGGAGUGGCUCUUGCGCAGCGGUGCCGCGGUCUCGCGAUCGAACAAUAAAGGAAAUACUGCACUGAACAGCACCGCUUGUAAUGGCCACACAGAUACCGUACAACUCUCCUAG
Messenger RNA from Morchella importuna, 3129 nucleotides. RefSeq lists its product as uncharacterized. NCBI's taxonomy places the organism in Eukaryota, Fungi, Ascomycota, Pezizomycetes, Pezizales, Morchellaceae. Gene Ontology annotation, molecular function: ATP binding; protein binding; protein kinase activity. The transcript has 3 exons. The record is from RefSeq and is a predicted model, not a curated record. Gene Ontology annotation, biological process: protein phosphorylation. Bases 1 to 3129 code for a protein of 1042 amino acids.